AACACGGAGCCACGGUCUAGGCCCAAAACAAGAGGCAAAUGAAAAACAGAGAAAGGAAUCUGCUCUCCUACGUGCACGGUAGUGCAGAAUUCCAGCAGCAGCAACCAUUGAAACGCCGCUAGCCUUCCCUCCUCCAGAACCGAAACUUGUAGUGAGAAUUGGAGUCAAGUAAAAGAAGAAAUGGCGUUCAGAGGCAAAGAGAUGAUGAAGAAAGUGUUGAAGAGAGUUGGAGAGAACAAUUUGAACCCAAGAGUGAAGGAAUCGCUGGAGAAAUGUAUACCUCGAAGCAAGGUUGUAAUGGGUCGUGCCAAACGCGGUCUAUUUGCCGGUAGACACAUUCAGUUCGGCAACAGUGUUAGUGAGGAUGGCGGUAACAAGACAAGGAGAACGUGGAAACCUAAUGUCCAAGAAAAGCGGCUCUUCAGUUACAUCCUGGAUCGUCACAUUCGGGUCAAAGUGACAACCCAUGCCCUUCGUUGCAUAGACAAGGCUGGUGGGAUUGAUGAAUACUUGCUGAAAACUCCUUACCAAAAGAUGGACACUGAGAUCGGUGUCUUCUGGAAGGCAAAGAUGGAGAAGCUCUAUGAAGAGCUUGGCGAGAAGGAGGUUGUGUUCUUUGCUCCAGAGGAUGAAGCCAAGUUUGAACAAGGCUUUAAAGAUUUGAAGCUAUCUGAAAAGGAAGCGCGUAAGGAAACCAGAAGAAAAAUGUUUGCCGGGAUAAGCAAGCACAAGCUGAUUGGGGUAGAAAGUAAAGAUGGUCAAUCUAUUGAGAAUGGCGAAGAAAUCUCCCAUGGUGCUCAGAAACAGUUGGUCCCAGUUUCAUAUGUGUUGGCUGCUGACAAGCUCAAAGUUGGCAGUUAUGUUUCUAAUCAAUGAUGUGUUACCUGAUAAUAGUGGUGGUGUAAUCUGUAUCAGCUCAUGGCUGUUUCACUCAAAGAGUAUUGAAGCUUUUCACUCAUUGCAUUUUCAUGGUGUAGUUUUUACAGCCAAAAGCGGCAUUCUAAAUAAUGAACAAAGAAGAGUAUUGUCUUCAUGUUGUUUCUCGGUUGUUCAAUUUUGGUCCUUUGGGUUGUGUAU
Molecule: messenger RNA, 1077 nt
Organism: Arachis duranensis
Lineage: Eukaryota; Viridiplantae; Streptophyta; Magnoliopsida; Fabales; Fabaceae
Product: 54S ribosomal protein L24, mitochondrial
Exons: 3
Coding region: 181-876 (231 amino acids)
Cellular component (GO): mitochondrial large ribosomal subunit
Molecular function (GO): structural constituent of ribosome
Source: RefSeq, a predicted model, not a curated record